AUGGUUGAAGAAAGCAAACCUAAGAAAAUUGUGGUGCCUACGUCGGAUGUCAUAGUUAUAGUGGAAAGGCAGAGUGAAAGGCAAAAAACUGAGGCAGAGGGUACAAAGAUCUAUAAGCCUUACUCGAUCUCAUUUCCAAACAACCCACAAAUCUUGAAGCCCUCACUACCAUUCCCGCAGAGGUUUAUGAAGAAGAAAUUUGAUGACAAAUUUGCAAAAUUCCUGGAAGUCUUGAAGAAAAUCCACAUCAACAUUCCCUUUGCAGAAGCUUUGGCCCAAAUGCCUAACUACGCCAAAUUCUUGAAGGAAGUGAUGUCAAAUAAGAAGAAGCUGGAGGAGUUCGAGACAAUUAAGCUAACAGAGGGGCGUAGUGACAUACUUCAGAAGCUCCCUCACAAAUUGAAAGAUCCGGGCAGCUUCAACAUCCCGUGCAAUAUUGGUGGUAUCACAUUUGAUAGGGCACUGUGCGACCUUGGAGCUAGUAUAAACCUGAUGUCCCUAUCAGUGUUCAAAAAGCUGGGUCUUGGAGAAGUGAAGCCCACAAUCCUCACUUUGCAACUGGCGGACAGAUCGAUCACAUAUCCCAAAGGCAUGAUUGAAGAUGUAUUGGUGAAGGUCGAUAAGUUCAUCCUUCCUGUGGACUUUGUGGUGUUGGACAUGGAGGAGAACGAGAAAAUAUCCUUGAUUCUUGGUCGACCUUUCCUAGCUACUGGAAGAGUAUUAAUUGAUGUCCAGGAAGGAAAAUUGACACUGCGGGUUAAUGAAGAGCAUGUGACUUUCAACAUCCAUCAAGUAGAAAAGCCUUAA
Messenger RNA from Olea europaea var. sylvestris, 807 nucleotides. RefSeq lists its product as uncharacterized. NCBI's taxonomy places the organism in Eukaryota, Viridiplantae, Streptophyta, Magnoliopsida, Lamiales, Oleaceae. The record is from RefSeq and is a predicted model, not a curated record. The transcript has a single exon. Bases 1 to 807 code for a protein of 268 amino acids.